AUGUCUUCAUUAGUUGGAGCCUUGGUUGCGGCAGUCGGCUGCGUGUUUGGAGUCUGCACCCGAAGGCAGACAACGGAGAUCGACGUGAAGGUCGCUCUGUGGAAUGGGCGGCCAAAAGAGAAAUCAACGAUGAUCUUUGUCGGUCCCCGAACGCGUAAACCAAAGAAGAGUCCCAGUGAGAAGGUGCCAGCCAGUAGCACUACCAGUACCAGUGGAUCGAGCACUCUGGCGGACGACAAACGGCCACGGACUGCCUUCAGUGGACCCCAGCUGGCGAGGUUGAAGCACGAAUUCGCCGAAAAUCGCUAUCUAACGGAACGGCGACGGCAGGCGCUGAGUGCCGAGCUGGGUCUGAACGAGGCUCAGAUCAAGAUUUGGUUCCAGAACAAGCGGGCGAAAAUCAAAAAAUCCUCCGGCCAGAAGAAUCCUCUCGCCCUGCAACUGAUGGCCCAAGGUUUGUACAAUCACUCGACGGUGCCGUUGACCCGGGAGGAAGAAGAGCUGCAGGAGAUGCAAGCCGCAGCUGCUGCGGCGGCAGAAUCCCGGACUGGAUCGGCCGCAGCCGCUAGCGUUUAGUGACUGUACAGUGGCGGUAGAUAAUUGCGGAGACCCCGGGCGGAGUACUGUAUGGUGUGAACAAAUAUGACACGAUGAAAUAGUUUAACAUUUGUCUUGAAAUUUCAAAAAAUGUAUUGUGCAAAUCCUUCUGAAAGUUUUAUAAACGCAAUUUCGCAGUUAACCAAGUUUAGACAAUGGGGCUGAAAUUUACAGUUGAGCGAGUGUUUUGUUGAUAUGUUUAACUGAUCCGUUCUACUCAAAAUCUCGGAUUAAGUUAUUUUCUUCUAUAAAACCAACCACAGCCAGACAAUUUGUUCACAUUUGAAGAUGGAAGUAAUAUCAAAUCUGUGAUAUCGUAACGUUAAAUCACUCACAAUAGGAGACAUGAUGUACAUUUCUAAUAGCAAAUCGAGUUUGUCAAUGUUGUAGAUAACUUUUCCUUCCAUACUUCGCAUGGUAUCCUACUUUAUAUGUAUUUAACCCAAACGUAAGAUAAGUGUAAUGUUUCCCAAUCAAAACGAAAUGGCAGCCCGAGUCUCUAACCACAAUCGAACUGAGUUAUUCUAAGCAAAUUAUGUCGAAAUAUGUUUGAAGUUGUAUCACAAGUUGAGUAUUAGAUAAAAGAAUUUGUAAAUUAGUGUAAAUCUGUAUAUUUUUACCGCGAAUCGAAAUUCAGUCGUCACGAAGCAUGCAUAAUCAGAAACGAAAAAAAAAAGAAAACACAGCAGCAGCUUGUACUGAGGUUAGCUAUAAUUGUAACUAUUUAUUUAUUUCGUUUACCGCCGAAGUUCUUAUAGAGCCAAUGCCAAAAACAUUCUGGUUUUUGUGGGUUUGGCUACCAUAAAUAGAAAGCAACAUAAAUGCAACACUGCAAUAAGCAACUCGAAAACAGUUGUAACUGUUUUGAAAAACCUGAAAUAAAA
This is a messenger RNA of Malaya genurostris, 1481 nucleotides long. Its product is annotated as homeobox protein E60. Gene Ontology annotation, molecular function: DNA-binding transcription factor activity, RNA polymerase II-specific; RNA polymerase II cis-regulatory region sequence-specific DNA binding. Lineage: Eukaryota; Metazoa; Arthropoda; Insecta; Diptera; Culicidae. Bases 1 to 576 code for a protein of 191 amino acids. Gene Ontology annotation, biological process: regulation of transcription by RNA polymerase II; neuron differentiation; multicellular organism development. The record is from RefSeq and is a predicted model, not a curated record. The transcript is spliced from 3 exons. Gene Ontology annotation, cellular component: nucleus.